Messenger RNA from Paramecium primaurelia, 3026 nucleotides. The record is from the annotation of a GenBank genome assembly. Lineage: Eukaryota; Ciliophora; Oligohymenophorea; Peniculida; Parameciidae.
AUGAAAAUAUUAUUCUGGUUAAUCUCAAGGUGUUAUUUGUGGUUACCUCGAAAAAUUCAGAAGUCUGUUUAAAAAUCUUUAUUGUUACAACAGGGAAUUGACUAAACACAAAAAGUAAAAUUUCAAACUUAAAUUAGAUUGAGUUCUCUAAUGGAGAAGUACAAAAGAUCACCAAUUUUGAAAAUGCAAAGAAUAAUAUCAAAUUAAUUAGUGUAUGGAAAUGUCUUAUUUUUUUAGAUUAAAACUAUUAUAGUGAUAUUUAUAGAAAAAAUUAUUAGUAUUGAGAAUAUUAUAAUACUUGGAAUUCUGAUUAUAGUAAUUUCUGGAUAAACUUAUUGUUAUGAUAAAAACGAAGAAAUCAUUGUAUAUUAUACUCUUUUUUGUUAUCUCUUUAAUCUUUUAUUAUCUCUAAUAAACAUAUUAAUAAUUGCAUUUUAGCGAAUGACAUAAUAAAAUUCAAUUAAUUCUUAGGAUUGCAUCAUCAUAGCUAAAUUUCCAGAUGUUUCAUCAAAAAAACAUUUAAAUUAAAAUAUUGAGUAAAUUAAAUAAUUAUGAUUUAAUAGAUUGCAUUCAUAUGAAACAAUUACCUGGAAUUAAUUAACAGUUGGUCAUAUUGUUUGUUUAGAAUAAAAUUAAUAGAGUCCUGCUGAUUUAUUAAUCCUUGAUUCAAGUAAAGAACAGGUCUUAAUAAACUUUGAUUAACGAACUCCUUGUUCUUGCACUUUUGUUAGUUUAAAUUAAACUAUAAAAGGAAAUAUUUUAGAUUUCAAAACAAAAUUAAGUGGAACGAUUUAAUUUACUGUAACAGAUCUUGCAGUACAAGGAACUAUUAAAUUGAAAAAUGACCCAAAAUUAACUCCUUUUACAAAAAAGAAUAUGAUUCAAAGAGGGGAAAGAUUGGAAACAGUUGAUUGGAUAUUUGGAAUGGUAAUUAGAGUAGGGAAUGAUUGCAUAGCUUAAUCAAAUUUUUAUAAUGAGAAUUUUAAAUCCUCUAGUUGGAUAAAUAAUAUUUAUUAGGAGAUUAUACUUAUUUGUAUUGUUUUGUUUUUAAUUUUAUUUGUUCCAAACAUCAUAUUUUAUUCAUUUUAAUCAUAUGAAAAGUACUUUUAUAGCAGUAUAAAUUAUUGUUUAUUAAUAAUACCCUAAAAUUUAUUAUGGUUAAAUUAAUUAUGGCAUCUAAUAAAUAUGAUAAGAAAUAAUAUUACUUUUAAUAACAAUUAAAAUAAAUAAAGUAUCCAGUAAAAUCCUUUGAAUAGAAUAUUAAGUGAAAGAAAUGAAAAUCAAGUUGUUAUUAUUUCUGAAAAUGAGAAAAAGGUUCUAUUACCAAUAUAAAAGUAAUUUAAGAUAAAUCUUCUACCUAUUUAAUAAACAGAAAUAUAAAUGUUGAAAAAAAAGAAGAAAAAUUUCAAAGGAUUUUUAACAUUAUCUUAAAUGAAUAUCCUUGAUAUGAUUUAAGGAGAUAUGAUUUUACUAGAUAAUCCUUAAGAAAUAUUUAAAAAUAAACCAUAAAUAAUGUAAAUUAUUACAAAAGAUUAAAAAUAAUAUAUUUUUAAUUAUUAAAAAUUGUAAGAAUUAGUAACAAAAGCAUCUCCAACUUUAAAAACUAAUUAUGAAAAAUUAUUACUAGAUACAAAUAGAUAAUAGACUAAUGAUGAAUAAAAGACAUAAGAUUUAGAAGUAUUAUUGGCAGAAAAAAUAGUACCUAAUUUAAGAAAUUCAAAUGAAGGUCUUUAUUAAAUAAAAAAACUUUAAUUAGCAUCAAGGGAAGAACUUGUAAAUAAAACAUUAUUAGGCACAUAAAAACAAUAAUUACCUAAAAAGAAAAGUACAAGAUAUAUCUUUGAUUAAUCUUUUGCAAAAAAAUCACUUGAUAGAGUGGACUCAAUGAAAGACCUUAAUAAAUUAAAUAAUAGUACUUCAAAUAGUAAUAUAACACCUGGUUCUUUAUAAAAAUAAAGAAGUUAAUUUUUUGGUAGAGGAGGAACUCUGAUCAAAUAAUUCAAUAAUAAUUCAUCUCUUUAAGUGUCUCCAACAAAAUAGAAGGAAGAUUAAGGGGCAGAUAGAUUGAUUGGAGAUUAUUAUAAUGAAUAAGAUUUUAUUGAUUUCCUUUACAAAAAGGAGGACACUCUUCACAAUGAAAUUUUAUUGAUGAUUCUAAUUACAAAUAAUAUUUUAAGUGUUUUUGAUGAUCAAACUAGGGAACUAUAAUUUAAUUUUGGUAAUAAAUUUGAUGAGUCAUUAUUGGAAUUUACAAAAGUCUUUAAUUAUUAAUUAUUAUGCAGUACUGAAAUUGAGAACUCGAGAUUAGAUUAUAAAUUAAAAAGUUAUAUAAAAAAGGUUAUCUCUAUAGAAAAUUAAGUGAAAGUCUUUGAGGUUUUGGCUAUUUUAGAACCAACUGAAAAUAGAAAAAAUAUCUUGUCUGUUUUGGUGAGAGAUCCUGAAUCAUUUCUAUUAGAAGAAGGUUCAAUACUAUAUACAAGAAUUUAAACUAAUGAGUUAAAAAAUAUAUAUAAAGAAAAAAAUGAUAUUCAUUCAAAAUAACCAGAAUAUUAUAAUUACUAUAAUGAAUAAUUAUAAGAAUUAUUAUGGGAUGGACAAUCAACUUUUAUUUAUAGUAAAAGAUAGUUGAGUCAAGACUAAACAUAAGAGUUUUUGUAAAAAUUAUCCUAAUUACAUGAUGCUUAUGGGAAUAGAUCUUAAGAAAUAGAAAUGGAAUACUAGAAAUUAGAAUUAUAAAAUGAAAUUUUAUUUUGUAUAGGUAUUAGAUCAGGGCAUCAUCAUAACUCAAUAUAAAUUUCAUAAAAUGAAUUUUAGUUAGACUCUUUAAGAGAGGAGAAACUAUUUUAAACAUUGUAAAUGCAAAAUAUUAAAAUUUGUUUAACUACAUCAGAGUCAUAUGAAGAGUUGAUUAUUUUUCUUAGAUCUCAUUAAGUGGUAUAAAAAGAAUAAAUUGUUCAUUUUUAUGAAAGAGAUGUGUAGUAAUUAUAAUAUAGGUUUAGAUAACAUAUUUAAUAUAUGUUAGAUGA